UCAACAUUUCGAGAUCGACAGCGCAACUUGAGCGUUCAACUCGCCAAUUUCUAAAUUUCAUUUAAAGGCAAGAUCUUCUCUUUUCAUUUUUAUUUCUUUCUUAUUCUUAAAUAUAAUUUGUCACCCAAUAUUUUAUUUUCUUUUUAAUACCAAGUAAUUUAAAUAAAUAGUGUUCUACCUUUCAUCACCCUACCCUUCUACUACCCCUUUUCUUGCUUCCAAUCAGAUCUGCUCUACAUUCUCUCAAAUUUGUCAAAAUUCACGAUCUUAAUUUCGAGGUUUUGAAGUGGAAGAUUGAUCAGUGAUAACCGACGAAAUACAAGAAAAGGGUAAAAAGAAAAAUGGGUGAAAAUAGAGGUGGAUUUCAGCUUGGAACUGUUGGGGCUUUGAGUCUCUCAGUUGUAUCUUCUGUUUCAAUUGUCAUUUGCAAUAAAGCCCUUAUUAGUACUUUGGGUUUUCAUUUUGCUACUACAUUGACGAGCUGGCAUCUGCUUGUUACCUUUUGCUCUCUUCAUGUAGCUUUAAAGAUGAAAUUAUUUGAACACAAACCCUUUGAGCGAAAAGCUGUUUUGGGGUUUGGCAUUCUAAAUGGAAUAUCCAUUGGACUAUUAAAUCUCAGCUUGGGUUUCAAUUCUGUUGGCUUCUAUCAGAUGACAAAGCUUGCAAUCAUCCCCUGCACUGUCUUUCUGGAAACUGUCUUUUUUAAGAAGCAAUUCAGCCGAAGCAUACAGAGCUCUCUCGCUGUACUUCUUAUAGGUGUGGGGAUUGCAACUGUUACAGAUUUGCAGCUGAAUGCUCUGGGAUCUUUCUUAUCUUUCCUUGCAGUGAUCACAACUUGUGUUGCACAGAUUAUGACUAAUACCAUCCAGAAGAAGUUCAAAGUUUCUUCAACUCAGCUGUUGUAUCAAUCAAGUCCUUACCAAGCAGCAACACUGUUGAUCUCUGGGCCAUUUCUAGAUAAGCUUUUGACAAAUCAAAAUGUUUUUACUUUCAAUUAUACAACACAAGUAUUGAUUUUCAUCAUAAUUUCCUGUUUGAUUGCUGUCUCCGUUAAUUUCAGUACUUUCCUUGUGAUUGGAAAGACAUCUCCAGUCACUUAUCAAGUGCUAGGACAUCUGAAAACAUGCUUGGUUUUGGCAUUUGGCUACAUCUUGCUUCAUGAUCCAUUUAGCUGGAGAAAUAUUCUUGGAAUUUUGAUUGCCUUGGUGGGAAUGAUUCUUUAUUCCUACUACUGUACCCGAGAAACUCAGAGGAAGGCUUCUGAACCAGCACCAUUGUCUCAGGUUAAGGGAGGUGAGUCUGAUCCUUUAAUUAAUCUGGAAAGUGGAGGCAAGGGGUCUACCUGAUGAGAGCUUUCCAGAGGCACCUCUAAGGAACUCAAACAAACUUGUUUGAUGGGUUCCUCGCCUUUGUAUGCCAUUGAUCAGCACUAGGAGAACUGCUUAUGUGAAGAUAAUAGAGUUAUCAAUUAGCUGGGGUUCUCAUGUAAUGGCUGUCAUCCUGUAGAACAACAGGUAUGAGCGGUGAUAUGGGAGCUUUCAGCAAUAGCUUGGCAGUUUGUCGAGUUUGGAGAACCGCCCUUCAUUAUCACCAUUUUUGUCAUAUAAAUAGUUUGGCAACCCAAUUGAUUGAUAAAUCAUUAGUCGUGUUCUUAAUAUAGUGCAAAAUAUGAUCAUAGAUUCUAUAUAUAUCAUCAAGAUACACAAAAUUCUUGACACCUUUUAGCUUUGAGUGUCUGCUCUAUUAUCUUUUGCAUUCAUCAUGAUAUUCAGGUUUGAGUUAGCACAAAUAGAAGGAUAAAUGUUGAAAUAUUGUAACAGAAAAUAGUGCUCACUUGGUUGGAUGUAGGAAUUUAUCCUUCUCUGAGAUAUUGUAGUGUUCUUAUGUCCUAGGAAGUGACAAAAAUUGUUUAAUUGGCAAGAGCUUCCUGUAGAAAAAUUUGCUUGCCCUGCGGGAUUUAAUAAUCAACUACUUCCAUUUCGUGGAAGUAGAUUUUCAAGGAA
Molecule: messenger RNA, 2003 nt
Organism: Chenopodium quinoa (quinoa)
Lineage: Eukaryota; Viridiplantae; Streptophyta; Magnoliopsida; Caryophyllales; Amaranthaceae
Product: UDP-xylose transporter 3-like
Exons: 8
Coding region: 342-1346 (334 amino acids)
Cellular component (GO): Golgi apparatus
Molecular function (GO): antiporter activity; UDP-xylose transmembrane transporter activity
Source: RefSeq, a predicted model, not a curated record